Trachymyrmex septentrionalis is the source of this 3932-nucleotide messenger RNA. Its product is annotated as cytochrome b561 domain-containing protein 2-like. Gene Ontology annotation, molecular function: transmembrane monodehydroascorbate reductase activity. Lineage: Eukaryota; Metazoa; Arthropoda; Insecta; Hymenoptera; Formicidae. The record is from RefSeq and is a predicted model, not a curated record. The coding region runs from base 280 to 1005 and encodes 241 amino acids. The transcript has 3 exons.
CCAUAUUCCAGACGCUCAGUCACGUCACGAACGCGAUUGCGCGCGUGUGUUACUCGAUUAGCUGCUCCACGCUGAUCGAAACGGCUCGAGAGAGAGAGAGAGAGAGAGAGUUCCUGUUUGGUCCCUUUUUUUUACGAAGCUUCCUCUUUUAAGGCCGGCGACAACUUUAUGUAGCAGUCGAACGGUGUUCAACGCGGUGAGUCAACCAAAUUAUCGUUUGGUGACUUUCUCGUAAGAAUUGUUGUAGCAUAAGCGUGACACCUUACUGUAUCAAACAUCAUGGUAUCAAAGAAAUAUCAUCGCUUUCUUCUCGACAUGAGCAACGAAAGUAACAAAGGGCCGCCGAGCGCCAUAACAUUCGGCUUCUCAAUACUGACGCAUUUUCUACUCGUGGCCCCGGUGAUCUAUAUCUUGGUAAUUGCCUUUGGAAACUACAGUUUCUUCUCUUGGCAUCCGAUUUGUAUGUCUGUUGGGGUCGGUCUUCUAAUCACAGAGGCUGUCUUCAGCGUCUCCGGUGAAGCAUACAUCGCUUGGAAGCUACCCAGGCGUAACAGAGUGACAAUACACUGGAUUCUACACACAAUUGGCCUGACCCUAAUCGGGAUCGGUUUUAUUAUCAUCAUUGUUAACAAAGUCAACUAUAAUAGAUCCCAUUUUGCAACAACUCACUCGCAGCUGGGCUUAACAACGAUUAUACUAUCCUUCCUGACCGCUGCUUUCGGAGUCCUGGCGAACAACACCGUUUGGAUAUAUCCGCGCGUAAGGCCGGUGCUCAUCAAGGUUGCUCACGCUUGCGGUGGCAUCAGCAUAACCAUUCUUUUAUUGGCUACCCUCAUCACCGGAAUCUACACCCAUUGGUGGUUUAACUCCGGUGGUACCAGCACCGGAAGAGACUUGACGUUCGCGUCGCUGUUCUUCGCGGGUUUUUUCGUACUCUUGAAACCGAUACUCGGCACCGUUUCGAGGUGCAGAGUUGUAUUCGGACCACCUUCGAGCGAUUCGUAAGGCCUAUCGACAAAGUCUGACAGAGAUCUAAAAGAAGAUUUAAUUACGUCAAGACGCGAACGAAAGACGUACGAAAGUAGUAGUCCAGAAGUAAAAUGCUUACUCAAUCGAUCGGUGAAAAAUUAAAUUGCCUCCGGAAUUAUUAAACUGAUUAAGUUUUGCUUGAAAGACUAACGGUUAUGAAGUUUAAUUUCGGCGAAUGACUUAAUUAUUCUCGACGCAGCUCUUGUAAAAUAUCCAACGGAACGGUGAAAAGCCAAAGAUUGUAGAAUUAAUCCCAGUUAUUUGAAUGUUAUACCUUGUCGGUCCCUUCAGGGAUGUUGUUUGUAUGAAUUGAAGAAGGAGGUGUCAUAUUAGAAAUCAAUUGUAACGAAAGCCAAUGGAGAUCUAAUGGCCAUGUAUAUCAACACUUUAUGGAUGACACACAACAUAUGUUUAUUACACAUCAUUUACACAUAUGCACACGCAUGCAUAUGUAAGUAUGUUUGUGGAUGUGUUCGUAACAUAUACAUAUAUUUUUUUAUAACCCAAUGUACAUAUAUAAUAACACAACAUAUUUAUUUGAUAUUUUUCAAUAUCUUUAUACCCCUACAACACAAAAGUUGCAGCAACAAUGCUGCAACAUUGCAGUAACAUUGCAAUGUUAUUAUGCAGCGAUAUUACUGCAAAUUCUGUACUAUAUGGGUACAUGAUAUAUAUGUAUUACUCACAUAUAUAUUAACACGCAAUUAUUAUUCUAAACUAUUGUUAACAACUUUCAUCUUUUGAGAGAAUCCAGUUCUCUCUAUUUGUUUUUUUUUUAAUUUUAAACAGACUACUUAAAUUAUGAAGCAGUACGUCAAUAUAUACAUAUGUUCUUUGUUAUCUAUUCAAGACAUAUGUACGAUAUAAUCAUUUCUAUCUUUCUUCAUAUUGUAUAAGUCUCUCUCCUAAUACUGUAUAUAUAUUCAUUCAAGGCAUUAUUAAUUGUAUCCUGAUUGUACGCCGUUCAGCAUGUUCUACAUUAAGACUACUAAAAUAUCAUCUACAUUAAGACAACUAAAAUAUCAUCUUUGGUUCUACAAUAAAAUUAUUUUUUUUGCAGAAAUAUUUGUUCUAAUGACAAUAUUUAUGCCACCGUUAUUUAUGUAAAAAAAUACUUUUCCCUUGCGCGGAUCUACUGCAAAUACUUUUGAGAAAAAAAUUUCCUUUUCCAUUAAUUUUCUUUCAUGAAGAAAAGAGGCUUCCUCUAAAAGAAAGCAUCUUUUUCCUAUCAGAUGCUGCAACUAGGAUACAUUAAUUUGUACUGGUUGUUCGCUCUACUGGUUGUUCGUAACGACAUUAGAAUCGUAACCAUCACCGCGAUGACAGAUUCUUAAGUAUUUCAGUAUGACUGUACAGCAAAAUAAAACUUUUAGUUGUUCUAUCCAUUUCUUUUAAUUUUUAGAAAAAUUUUUACUUGAUAUUAUCGAAAGGUACAAAGUAUCACAACGUGACGUAUUUGAAAAGAAAUUAUUUCUUCAAUCACUCACUCUUUAAUAACAAUCAACAAAUAAUUAAUUUGUUGAUUGUUAUCUGAUUUGAUAUUGAUAUGAUACCAUCGUGUCAUCACUAAAUUAUCACGAUUCGUAAUGCGUUACUGCUCUUAUAUAAUCUUACUUAUUAUUAAAACAGUCAACCAUCUCACUUGGCCGAUAAGAGAACUAGCAACAGUGACUAAACAUUAUAUUAAUUGUCAUUAUUUCAUACAGUGAGGUAUUUUUACUAUCAUUGUGUGGGAAGUCGCGUCACAUUAGUUAACCAGUGCAUGGUCUGCAAAAAACAUUAAAGUUAUUGGACAUUCAACUGGCUUGAGGAAACAUUUGCCGAGGAGGGAAACAGUAUGACAUUGGCUCUAACUUUUAAAUUUUGCGAUCUUAAAACAUGGCUUGUUAAAAUAAAUUUGUCUCAUCUCUUUUUUUUUUGCUUCAAGCUCGCUAAGAUACGUGACAGUAUAUACGUUCAAUUCUACAAUUCGUGCAUUAUUCGCAAUGGUUUAAAAAUCGUCAUAAAUUUCUUUAGUUUUCGAGUCAUUUACAUUUAUUAUCUCUAUCACUAAAGUAUUAUCUCUAUCACUAAAGUAUUAUCUCUAUCACUAAAGCCUUUGAAUUCCUAAUUUUGAAGUUAUUUUUGAUUCUCGUUAUGAAUAAAAGUUUUUGAUAUCCAAUUUGUCAACUGCUAAUUUCUAGGCAUUAAGCGACUGACGAUCCGUUUAGUUCGUAAGAUUCAAACAGGAUAAAAAUUUCAAAAAUAUCUUGCACUCAAAAUGAAAGUGCAAAGAUUAGUAUACACUGACUUUCUGACGUGGCGUAUUACGCAGUAAAAGUGAAGAUUAUUCCAAGUAAGAUACGCUUGGAAUAAUUGGCAUAUAGAUAUUAUAGAUAUUCGUGUUUUCAUAUGCAAAAUUUCUUUCAGAGAAGGCCACUCUUUUUACUUACAAAGUUUUUCACUUAUCCCGAGUCAAGUUUUCCUUGAAAAAGUUAUCAAGAUGUCAGUUGAGAUACAAAUCAUCUGCUAGAUUAUCAGCUUAAAAUUAUUCAAAAAAUACUUUUCAUAAAAAUAAAGAUCGCGAUUUUUCCCGUUAUGAAUUAUUACUCAUUAAUAAGUCUAUACUUCCUUCUCAAUAAGUUACAAUAGUUCCCUAUAAGUUACAAACUCUUGCGAUUUUCCUUGUAGGUACUUCUUGUUAUCAUUUUCUUUAUCGUAUCCAAAAUGUCUAAUUUAUUCCCUGAAUGUCUUUACACGUCAAAGAGAUAUGUAUCUAUAAUAUCUAAUAUCUAAUCUCUUUGGACAAUCUAUAUCUACAAGAAGUAUCCACAGUAUCUAUCUACAAUAUAUCUCUAGACACUUAUAUUUACAAUUAUCAAGAAAUAUAUACAUCGAGUAUAUAUCUCGACUUCUUUUUAUCU